ACAAAUCGGAGAGAGAGAGAGAGAGAGAGAUCUCAACACAAGUUGUGGUUGAUAUCCAUCCGACCUCUAUACACUCCCACUACCAACUGCAAAAGCAACAAAACCCCUUGAGGGAUAUCCAACCUCAUUACACAACUUGUUUGCCUCCUCUACUCUCCUCUCACAUCCUUCAUUCUAGCAUAGCUACUCCGAUGGAGCAGUACUUACUGGCUAGCUGUUAACCCUAGAGGGUGAGCCGUGUGCUUGAAAUUAUUUUUCAGCAGACUAGCUGAUUUAUUAGCUACUACCGCUGUUAAUUUUGGUAUUAUUUUUUUGCAUCCGGAAAUUAAUCAGAAAUAAUUGCUUGAUGCUUAUUUUAUCACCUUUGCGGGAGGGUCAUCAUCACCAUCAGCUCAAAGAUGAAAAACAAUUAGGUGAUGAUGGUGACGUGGAGAGUAGUUUUGCUUUUAAUGGCGGAAAUAACGCGGUGCUUGAUUUCCCAGAGUUUUCCGGGGGAAUGGGAAUGGGGAGUCUGCUGGAUAGCAUCGACUUCGAUGACUUCUUCAUUGGUAUCCAUGACGGAGAUGUGUUGCCGGAUUUGGAAAUGGACUCGGAAAUACUUGACUUUUCAAUUUCAGCACCAGCCGGCGACACCAACACAACAACAACUACACCAUCCAAAGAGGAAGAGGAGGUUGCUGACGGUUACUAUAAUACCGCAAAGACUACGACGACGUUGUCCAAAGUGGAAGAACCGGAGGAGGAGGACAUGCAGGGGCAUGACGAGGUUGCUGCAGCCGCAGUUGGUAUAACGAGUACUAAUAAUAAUUCAGGGUUGAAUCAAAAUUACUCCAGCUCCAGUACUACUACUCCUACUCCCGAUCAUCGAGUAGAUCAAGAAAUAGCGAGUAAAAGAUAUGAUACUAAUGAAAUUAGGGCAGCUCAUCGUCCAUCCUCCGGAUCCACCCGAAGAGAAUCAGCUGAUCAGAAAUUAGCAACAAAGUCUUCAUCCACAGUCCAAUCCAAGAAUUCUCAUGGGAGGCGAAAAGUUAAGGUGGAUUGGACACCAGAACUUCACAGGAGAUUCGUGCAAGCAGUAGAGCAGCUGGGGGUGGAUAAGGCAGUUCCUUCUAGGAUUCUAGAGCUUAUGGGAAUAGAUUGUCUUACUCGCCACAAUAUUGCUAGCCACCUUCAAAAAUAUCGAUCGCAUAGGAAACACUUGUUAGCCCGUGAAGCAGACGCAGCUAGCUGGACCCAGAGACGGCAAAUGUAUGGGGCAGCAGCUGCCGCUGGAGGAGGAGCAGGAGCCAAGAGUAGAAGGGACGUCAUGAUGAUGAAUAGCCCUAAUUGGCUUAAUGCACCCACCAUGGGUUUCCCUCCGAUAACUAGUACUACACCUCCUCCCAUGCACCACGCUCAACACCACCACCAGUUAACCGGACCCUUACAUGUGUGGGGUCACCCCACCAUGGACCAAUCCAUGAUGCACAUGUGUCCACCAAAGCAUCAUCUUCCCCACCAUUUCCCAUCUCCAGUACUACCACCUCCACCAACAGCUCCUGCACAUACAUGGCCUCCUCCUCUACCAUCUCCUCCAGACGCUUCGUACUGGCACCACCCUCACUCUCACCACCAGCGUGUUCCGGACGGACUAACUCCAGGAACACCGUGCUUUCCGAGGCAGCUGGCUGCUCCGACGAGAUUUCCCGCCCCACCGGUUCCGGGUAUUCCACCGCAUGCCAUGUACAAAGUAGACCACGCAGGCAUUGCUGUCCCCACUCCACCACAAUCUGGCCCUCACCCUCGUCUCGACUUUCAUCCGUCAAAAGAGAGCAUAGAUGCAGCCAUUGGAGAUGUUUUAUCGAAACCGUGGCUGCCUCUUCCUCUUGGCCUAAGACCUCCCACUACUGAUACCGUCAUGGUGGAGCUACAGCGACAGGGAGUUCCAAAAAUACCACUCUCCUGUGCCUGAUGGUGUUUGUUCAAGACACAGAGGUUGAAAACCUCAAAUUUGACGACAUGUCCUUUCAUAGAUAAUAUUGUACACAUCGACCUGCUCUGCGAGUUUUUUUCUUUUUUUUUUUUCUUUUCGGCCCGUCAUUCUUCUGCCUUCUUCCAUAAGCUAAUUGAGUACAAACUACUUUCUUCGUAAUAUGUGUCCAAGACACCUUCUUAUAUUAGCAUAUAUAUGUCGGAAUAAAGCGAAUGAUUUUUGUAGUGGUUGUUCAAAGUAAAUAAACUACAAGCUUUUUAUGCUCAA
Messenger RNA from Malus domestica (apple), 2239 nucleotides. RefSeq names its product transcription activator GLK1-like. Lineage: Eukaryota; Viridiplantae; Streptophyta; Magnoliopsida; Rosales; Rosaceae. The record is from RefSeq and is a predicted model, not a curated record. Gene Ontology annotation, biological process: positive regulation of DNA-templated transcription. Gene Ontology annotation, cellular component: nucleus. Gene Ontology annotation, molecular function: DNA-binding transcription factor activity; transcription cis-regulatory region binding.